GCUGGCGGCAGAGGGUUUGACGUCUGCCCUUCUUCCCCUCGCAUUCCCCCCUUUCCCUCGUGUACCCUGAAUCUCCCGAUUGCUACCCUCCGGAGCUCCCGCAAUUAUGCCCACCUCACCGAAUAAGCCUACCAGCAAGACCGCGGCGAACAAGCCCGCAAGCAAGGCCGGCGCCGUGGCGCACCCGACGUGGGUGGCGAUGAUAACGGAGUGCAUCACUAGUCAUCCUGAGGAGGCGAGGACUGGCGUGAGUCGUCCAACGAUCAAGAAGUUCGUCGAAUCCAAGUACCAUAUCGAGGUCAAUGCGACCACUGCGAGUCAGCUGAACCGUGCUAUCACCUCUGGAGCUGAGAAGGGGACGUUUGUGCUCCCGAAGGGCCCAUCCGGCAAGGUCAAACUCGCACCCAAGAACCAUGUUGCGGAAGCCUCUAAGGAGAACGCUACCCCUGUGGUCAAGAAGCCCGCAUCUACCUCCAAGAAGCCUGCCGGGGUCAAGAAACCCAACGCGCCCUCCGCGACGAAGAAGACGAGCCCGCCAGCCAAGAAAGCCUCCACUGCGAAGGCGAACGCCGCCGCGAAGAAGUCCACGACCGCGAAGAAAGCUGCUGCCGCCAAGAAACCCACCCCCCUCGCCACCAAGCCCAAGGCCACGAACACCACAACGACCAAGUCCGGUCGUGUCGCGGGCACUGUGACCAGUCCGCCGCUCGUCAAGGGCAAGGUGACGAAGACAUACGGGAGCGGAGGGCGCAACAAGGCGGCGCUGGCGAAGAAACCCGCCGCUGAGAAAUCCACGGCUGAGAAGAAAGAGUCUGCCCCUAAGAAAGCCGCCACAACGGCCAAGAAACCGGCUACGACGACGAAGAAAGCAGCGGUGACGAAGAAGCCGUCGGAGAACGGGAAGAAGACGAGUGUGGCGAAGAAAGAGGCAGGUGCGGCCAAGAAGGCGCCGGCUGCGAAGAAGGCGCCCGCUGAGAAGAAAGCUGCUGCGAAGCCCAAGGCGAAGGAGAACACGAAGUCGGCGGCGAAGCCUGCUGCCGCGAAGGAGACGAGGAUGAGCAAGCGUGCGGUCAAGGCUACGUGAUCUGUGCGGUUGGACUGCUCGCUAAGCGCACGCCCGCUGUUCGCCCCGCUCGCGCGUUUCGCCGAGUCGCAAUCGUUCCUGUUGUUCUUGGUUGUCUUUCGCUCUAGUCAACGGCAGCUGUACGACUAUGUAUCUGUAUCUGACCUUUCUUCUUGCUUCGACUGCACUAUUUCGCUUGCUCGAUUCUCUCCUACAUCUGUUGCUGAAUUUCCUCGUAUUUCAUCUGGCUACUCUUGUACACUAUGUAUCUGUAUGGUAGUGAAACGAAUAUGAACCCGUAAACACCC
Messenger RNA from Schizophyllum commune H4-8, 1371 nucleotides. RefSeq lists its product as uncharacterized. Lineage: Eukaryota; Fungi; Basidiomycota; Agaricomycetes; Agaricales; Schizophyllaceae. Gene Ontology annotation, cellular component: nucleosome. The transcript has 7 exons. Bases 107 to 1084 code for a protein of 325 amino acids. Gene Ontology annotation, molecular function: structural constituent of chromatin; DNA binding. The record is from RefSeq and is a predicted model, not a curated record. Gene Ontology annotation, biological process: nucleosome assembly.